GAAAAACAAUAUAAGUGACACAGUGUGUAUAGAUUACCCAUUUCGCCAUCUGAAACACAUUAUACACAAACUAUCUCUAAUUCACUCCGACUAUUUUCUGCUUAACUCACAGCUUCAUUCAAUAUCAAAAUAAACACGGUCAUAACAACACAAUCAACGGUCAGUGAUCAACACACACACACACACACGAAUAUCAUACAGUUAAUUGUCAGUGAGAUAUCCGAACAUAAUAGAGAUAGACAAUUCGCAUUGAUAAAUAAUUCUGGCAGUAACAAUUCAAUCGACACGAAGUUAUCGAAAAGCCAGUCGUAGAAUAAAUAUGGUUUCGUGUGCAGAGAAAUAUGCCAACAAACAGCAUAUUAUCGCUGAUCGUCUACGAUUGACUUCAAGUCCAUUGGUGCGUGCAUGUUUGGGCGAAUUCAUGGGUUCAAUCAUUUUGAUGAUCUUCGGUAGUGGUGUGCUAGCACAAGUGAUCCUGGGUGAUCAUGGCAGACAUGCUCAUGGAACAUUCAUUUCGAUCAGUAUGGGGUGGGGUUUCGCAGUGUACAUGGCAGUGAUGUUCUCAGGACAGUGUGGUUCUGGACACUGUAAUCCAGCAGUGACUUUGGCAGCUGCAGUCGUCGGUAAACUGCCAUUCCGUCGUAUACCGUUUUAUACAUUCUUUCAAAUACUCGGUGCUUUCCUCGGUUCAUUGGUUGUCUUCGCCUUAUAUCGUGAAAAAAUCAUAGAAUAUGCCAACUUGCAUGACAAUGGGAAGUUGUUGGUGAAUUCCACAGGUGGUAUAUUCGUCACUAAUCCAUCGGCAUCUCAUCUCACAUGCUUUCUCGAUCAAAUUCUCGGCACUGCAUUGUUGACAGCAGGAGCGUUCGCCAUCACCGAUCCGAAUGGAUGGAAACUUCCAGACUACUUACACCCACUACAUUUGGCAUUUAUGGUCUACGCUAUUGUUGGUUGUUUCGCAUUGAAUGCUGGAGCUGCUCUAAAUCCAGCUCGUGAUUUAGGACCCAGACUCAUGAUAUUUAUAUUCGGUUGGGGUAACCAAGCAUUCAGUGGAGGAAACUACUUCUUCUGGAUACCAAUAGCUGGACCGUAUAUUGGUGCUGUGAUCGGUGCAGUCUUAUACGAAUUGACUAUCGGUAUACAUUUGGAUAGGAAAUCCGACUUCGUUGUGGACAUUGAUUAUGAAGAAUCACAACGCGAUAGUAAGAAGUUGAUGGCGUCUGCAUCACCAUAAUCGUCGACAACCAGAAACAUUCCUCCCACUCCUUCUACUCUAACACGCACACACAAACAAACAAACAAACACACUUUUAUCACCGUUCAUGCAUAACAACCAUUCUCAUUGUUUUCAUCAUUCAGAUUUUCUAAAUAUUUAACAUUGUAAAAUAGUCUGUUGAUUCACAUUUCAUCCAGAUCACUUGAUCAUUCGAUGUGAACAUCUAUGCCAAAAUACAAGAUAUGCAAAUACACAAUUCAUGUUCUCAAUAAAAUCGAAAAUACACAAUUUGGUAAAUUCACUGAUGAAAGUAUUUGUUUGUUGUUUUUCG
This is a messenger RNA of Schistosoma mattheei, 1547 nucleotides long. NCBI's taxonomy places the organism in Eukaryota, Metazoa, Platyhelminthes, Trematoda, Strigeidida, Schistosomatidae. The record is from the annotation of a GenBank genome assembly.